Eufriesea mexicana is the source of this 1111-nucleotide messenger RNA. It is a transcript of the gene Rpn8, whose product is annotated as regulatory particle non-ATPase 8. Gene Ontology annotation, cellular component: proteasome complex; proteasome regulatory particle. Lineage: Eukaryota; Metazoa; Arthropoda; Insecta; Hymenoptera; Apidae. Gene Ontology annotation, biological process: proteasome-mediated ubiquitin-dependent protein catabolic process. Gene Ontology annotation, molecular function: protein binding; metallopeptidase activity. The record is from RefSeq and is a predicted model, not a curated record. The transcript has 4 exons. Bases 86 to 1048 code for a protein of 320 amino acids.
CUUUUGUGAACAACAAGUUAAUGACUUGGAUAUUGAUUCUGGUGUGACUACGUUCAUUGAGGAAAGUCAAAGGAAUUGCUCAAAAAUGCCGAGUCAAGAGGUUGUAACUACAAAAGUAGUGGUACAUCCUUUAGUUUUAUUAAGUGUGGUGGACCAUUUUAAUCGUAUGGGAAAAAUUGGUAAUCAAAAAAGAGUUGUUGGUGUUCUUUUGGGAUGUUGGAGAGCAAAAGGCGUUCUAGACGUGUCAAACAGUUUUGCAGUUCCUUUUGAUGAAGAUGAUAAGGACAAAAGUGUAUGGUUCCUUGAUCAUGAUUACCUUGAAAACAUGUAUGGAAUGUUUAAAAAGGUGAAUGCCCGUGAAAAAGUAGUAGGAUGGUAUCAUACUGGUCCCAAACUACAUCAAAAUGACGUUGCAAUUAAUGAAUUGAUUAGGAGAUAUUGUCCUAAUUCUGUUUUGGUUAUCAUUGAUGCUAAACCCAAAGAUCUUGGACUUCCAACAGAAGCAUAUCAAGCAGUUGAAGAAGUUCACGAUGAUGGUUCUCCAACAUCUAAGACUUUUGAACACAUUCCUAGUGAAAUUGGUGCAGAAGAAGCAGAAGAAGUAGGUGUAGAACAUUUAUUAAGAGAUAUCAAGGAUACUACAGUUGGAACUCUUAGUCAGAGAAUUACAAAUCAAUUAUUAGGUUUAAAAGGUCUUUAUGAACAAAUUAGAGAAAUUAGGGAUUAUUUGUUACAAGUUGGUAAUGAUAAAUUACCCAUUAACCAUCAAAUUGUUUACCAACUGCAAGAUAUUUUUAAUCUACUACCUGAUAUGACACAAAGUAGCUUCGUUGAUUCACUGUAUGUGAAAACAAAUGAUCAAAUGUUAGUUGUGUACCUUGCUGCUCUUGUUAGAUCCAUAGUGGCUUUACACAAUUUAAUUAAUAACAAAUUAACAAAUCGUGAUGCUGAAAAGAAGGAAACAGAUAAGAAAGAAACAAAAAAAGAUGAGAAGAAAGAAGAAGAAAAAAAGGAUGAAAAGGAUAAAGCAAAAAAUAAAAGUCAGUGAAUAAAGUGAAACUAAGACUAAUUUUGUCAUUGAGAGUGUUAACAUCCCAGAACAUCACAAAAG